AUGUUGGUAUUACUGGCUGGUAUCUUCGUGGUCCACAUUGCCACUGUUAUUAUGUUAUUUGUUUCCACCAUUGCCAAUGUCUGGGUGGUUUCAAAUAGCACAGAUGAGUCAGUAGGUCUUUGGAAGAGCUGUAUCAACGGCAGCUGCAGUUACCCCCUGCCAUAUGACGUUGGUGAUGCCCUCAGGUCGGUGCAGGCCUUCAUGAUCCUCUCCGUCAUCUUCUCCGUCAUCUCCCUCGUGGUCUUUGUGUUCCAGCUCUUCACCAUGGAGAAAGGAAACCGCUUCUUCCUCUCGGGGGCCGUCACGCUGGUGUGCUGGCUGUGCAUCUUGAUCGGGGUGUCCAUCUACACGCACCACUAUGCCGAUGGUUCCGGAACCUUGUACCCGUCCAGCCACCAUGGCUACUGCUUCAUCCUGAGCUGGAUCUGCUUCUGCUUCAGCUUCAUCAUCGGCGUUCUCUACCUGGUCCUGAGGAAGAAAUAGUGCUGAACACGUUUAGGGGAUCUGGGGGGUGGGGAGGAGGAAGUGGUCGAAUCGGGAGGGAGGUGGAAGUUGCUGUGCAGGAAAAGCCAAGAGAGGGGAGGGUGCGGGGAGGGGGAAGGAAGGGUGGAAAAGGCCAAAACCCAAACCAUUGCUGAGGAGAUUCUCUGCUGUCAAGGCCCUGCCCUUGGGAGGAAGCUGGUGGCUAGUUUUUUGAUGCUACCUUGAUGCAGACCAGAGAGCCUCCCUCAGCCACAGCCAUGGCCCCAGCCGUUCUCAGUUACACCCACUGCAUGGGGCCCCACCAGCUGCCACACCAUGGGCUCCAAUUCUGAGGGCAAAUUCUGGGUCACGCACUGAGGCCCACAGACCUAGUGCACCAGGUUAAAGUAGUGGUACAAGCUCCGGCAGGAGCAGAUACUGUCUUUGUGAUGAAUGUGCGGAGCCUGGAAGCUACCUCGCCCUCUGGCCCAAAGCAAAACAUCUCAUUCCAGUCUGCAGUGCCUACAGGAGGGCUUUGGCCGGCCAGCCACUGCCCCUCUUCAAAACCUAUUUAGCUCAGUGGAAUUCAGUGGCAUUUGUGACAAAAUGGGAGAAAGAGAGAUAGUUUAUAAGGCCAAGUUGGGGGGUUAGCUGAACCAAGAGAGAGAACUUUUCACAAUGGAAGGCCUGGGGAUGGUGAGACCUCACACGCUGUCCUGCACGGAGACCUCUUGUCAUGGACUUUGCUAGGCCUCUCGCUUAAAGCCAACGCAGCUCUUCUGAAGUUUCUCUAAAGCCACUCGCUCAUGAGCAACUCAGUGGUGAAAGCAGCACACAGACUGGGAUCAGGGGGCAGUCUUGCAACAAUGCUAUAUUAGGGUUAUGUCUUUAGGAUCCUCCUCCAUACAGUCAAUGUUUCUUUUAAGUAUAUAAUGGGAGAGAGAUGGACGUGGUUCUCCUUAGCACAAUCCUAUUACGCUUCCUCUAACCUGUAAACUUUUGAGGAAGUCUAAUUAUCCAUACUGGGGGUCAGGGCUUCUAGGCUCAGUGGUAGCGCUAGCUUUGACACUGGCUGGAGUGGUCACCUCUCCGAAGCCCUGCCUAUUCUACUUCCCAGGCAAGGCAUGGCAGCUCUGGAAGCUAAUUAAAACACACAUAAACCAGAACCAAGCAUCAGGUCCUUGGCUGAAAGGUGCUAUAAUUUGAAACAUUAAGCAUACUGUAUUUUAGCCAUGAUAAGAACAAAGUGCCUGCGCUCCCAGGGAAAUAAGAGAGUCCAUGAGAUAAAUAAAAAUGUAGGCAAUGGCAGAUAUUUUCUUUUAAAAAAAAGCAAAAACUCUUGUGGUACCUAGUCAGAUGGUAGGUGAGCUGUCCGCUGCCGCAGGAGCAUUUCUAUAUAGGACCUAGAGGUAGUAUGUUAUUCCUGGUUAAGCAGGCAUCGCUCUGCUCUGGAGCAGCUAUUUCAAGCCAUCUCAGAUUCUGCCUAAAGGGCUUUUUUUUUUUUUGGAGAGAAAAACAACUUUCCUUUAUCACCCUGAGAAGAACUAUCCCAGGGAGAAUCUGAGACAUCUUGCCCACUUUCCUUCUUCUUGCUUUUUCCUCAUCCGUUUCUUAUAUACCUUUCCUUUUUGGGGAGUUAUUAUGCCAUUAUUGCUAGUAUUUAUGUAAAGGGACUAUUACUAAGUAUAUUUCUCUGUUUUCUCUGGUUAAGGAAACAUUGAAGAAUGUUGCCACCAUAUUACCUGGGCUGGGGGAGUGAGAUUGGCCAGCAGAAACUGGGGGAUGAUAAACUUUCAAUUAUGACUUAAUUAUCACAUGAUUAUAGAAACCUGUCUUAUGUGCAGAAAUAAUUACAUAACAGAUAUAUCCAAAAGAGAUACUUGCAUUUUGUUAAAAAGUUUUACUAUGACUGGAGUGAACCAUGUAUUUCCUUGUCUUUUACUUUUUCUCUGUGACAUUUACGUCUCAUGCAAUUUGCAUUACAUUGGUGGGUUGUUCUAGUACUGUAUUUGGCUUCUUCGUUAAUAGAUUAUUUCAUAUAUCAUAAUUGUAAAUAUUUUGAUACAAAUGUUUAUAACACUAGGGAUAUAUAAAGAGAUUCUGACUCCCUUCA
Molecule: messenger RNA, 2575 nt
Organism: Galeopterus variegatus (Sunda flying lemur)
Lineage: Eukaryota; Metazoa; Chordata; Mammalia; Dermoptera; Cynocephalidae
Gene: EMP1
Product: epithelial membrane protein 1
Exons: 5
Coding region: 1-483 (160 amino acids)
Cellular component (GO): plasma membrane
Source: RefSeq, a predicted model, not a curated record